Botrytis cinerea B05.10 is the source of this 1289-nucleotide messenger RNA. RefSeq lists its product as hypothetical. Lineage: Eukaryota; Fungi; Ascomycota; Leotiomycetes; Helotiales; Sclerotiniaceae. The coding region runs from base 35 to 1054 and encodes 339 amino acids. The record is from RefSeq and is a predicted model, not a curated record. The transcript has a single exon.
GGAUUUCUCCUCGGGUUCAAGGCAAAAUUCUGAGAUGUCGGCCUUGUCCCAAGUCGAAGAAUCUGAACAAGUCAUUGUGGCAAACGCAUUUAGAGCCCAGGUGUCCCCGCAGAAUGAUACGACGGGUCAAGAGACACGUCGGUUGUCCGAAUCGCACUUAGGCAGCACCGAAACUAUAGAAAAUGACACAAACAGAAAUAUGGUAUCUACUUUUCGAGAUCGUCUUCUUUCACGCAACUACUUUUUAAUUCGUUGGGACAGAGACCUGGAACAAGUUGUCGCGGGACUCACUCAUACAGCUCUUAAUGACGUAUAUGUUGCCAUCAGCCAACUGUGGCCCGCACUUUCAAAGUCUGACAUUGACCAUGCAUAUUCGAUGUUAGUUUCUAUGCAAAAUCAAGACCCUUCGAUGGCCUCGAGAUCAUUUGGGUAUCUUCUUGAGAAUCGACUCACCCGGCUUCUGCAACACCUUGGCUGCGACUUAUAUCGGGUUUGCAGUGUUUGCGAAGAUCUGAUGUCAAUAUAUAACAAAAGAAUGUCUAAAAUUGCGGAUCGCUUUGAGCUCCAUGCUCUAGUGAGCCGCAUCUGCUCUGCCGGAAAGAAAGUAGUAUUUAUGUCCAGGGGUGGAGGCAGGAACAGUAAUAGGAUUCACAAAAGCUAUUUUUAUUGCCCGGUGGAAACAAAGGAACAGAAUCAAGUCUAUGCUCCUCUAAAAAUUCCGAUUUAUAUACAUAACAUCUCACAAUCUUUUGGUGUGGCAAAUCACGGGGAACGUUUGGAAAUUGUAGGACACGCUUCCAACGAUCCAGACGAUCAACUAUUGCAAGUGGUGAUGGAAGACUUGUCGUGCAAGGCAAAUGACAUGGUUUUUAUGAGAUACAAUGCAUAUCAAAAUGCAAAUACGACCAUGGACGGUAUCUUGGUGGUGGAUAUCAACACAGGGGUGGCGAUAUUUCCAACGUUAUAUUCCGCAGAUGGAACAAGGUACACAGUCAAUUCACACACGAACCUGACACAUAUUUUGGCAGGCGAGUUUGUAGAAGAUGCUUCUUAGAGAAGUCAUCGAGAAAGACAAUCGUACGUCAGUGUCGUUGGCUUUGAAUCUGGAGUGUGGUAGUAUAGUCUCAAGGUUGGUAGAUUCAUAGAAAUACCUGGAGUCAAUCGUUAAAUGAAUCUCUCGCUGAUUUAUGUCAAGUACCGAAAUGGAGGUGGAUUCUCCAUCAGUGUGUAUGUGAUGUGAUUGCCAUGAAGUGCCAUAAACACCCGGCAGAUAUAAUUUUCAAAGCACA